This is a messenger RNA of Porites evermanni, 330 nucleotides long. The record is from the annotation of a GenBank genome assembly. Lineage: Eukaryota; Metazoa; Cnidaria; Anthozoa; Scleractinia; Poritidae.
GACAGCUUGGUUCUCGUGAAGUUGCUGAAAAAGGAAUACAAAAGGCGCUCGCGUCUAAGACCACUUCUUUGGGAUAGCACCAUCCAGUUGCCCAUAGAACAAGUCUACACAAGACUGAAAAUCGUUUCAAGAGGAAAAAUGGCCAUCCAAAUAAAAGACGACGAUGUGAAUGUGUUUGACAUCUUCAAAGUUCCUGAUAUAGGUGAGGAUGUUAUGACGGUAGUAGACGGAAGUCCAGGAAUCGGUAAAACUACGUUUUGCCUAAAACUUGCUUAUGAUUGGGCUCAUGGAAAUAUCCCAUCGGAGUGCUCCUUUCCGAAGUUCGAAUUU